This is a messenger RNA of Zingiber officinale, 1358 nucleotides long. RefSeq names its product BOI-related E3 ubiquitin-protein ligase 1-like. The transcript has 3 exons. Lineage: Eukaryota; Viridiplantae; Streptophyta; Magnoliopsida; Zingiberales; Zingiberaceae. The record is from RefSeq and is a predicted model, not a curated record. Gene Ontology annotation, molecular function: ubiquitin-protein transferase activity. Bases 116 to 1144 code for a protein of 342 amino acids.
GGGGAGUUGGAGAAGGUUAUAAAGGUGUCACGCACGCCCAGCAUUUCGUGCGCUCUGUUUGUUGGAACGAAGACGGUUUCGCGGUGGACAGCGGGAUCGUUUCGAUCGGUCGGUGAUGGCAGUGGAAGCCAUGGUUUUCGCCUCCGAUUUCGGGUAUCGAGGGAUGGAUGAACUCCAGAUUGUGAACCAAGACGCUGGCAAUCUUCUGCAACUUGGAAGCAACCUUGGCAGCGAAGGAGGAAAACUGCUGAUGCAGCAGCAGGCGAGACAAAUCGUGUUGAAUCCGACGAUGUUAAGCGACCGAAAGAGCGAGCUCACCUGCAACGAAUCCCAUCCGGGAAAGCGGGCGCGGGUGGAGUCUGUGGCUUUGCCUUGCCAUAACCAGAUUACGGCAACGCAUCCUUUUACCUACAUCAGCGCGCCGCCGAAGGGAGCUGGAGUUGGCGUGCACGAACUGCUUGUACAGAGUCGAUUGCAGGAGUCCUGUGGUGUUUCAACCAGUGGCCGGCAGGCUUUGACUCCGCAGCCCGUAUCUUCCACUGUCCAUGAUCUCGUUUCUCUUCUCUACCAACAAAAUCUGGAAGUCGAUUCGCUCGUUCGUCUUCAGAACGAGCGAUUGCGAUGCGAAUUGGAGGAGAUGUGCAACAGACAUUACCGGGCGUUUCUCUCUGUGUGUGGGCAACAAGCGGCAAAGCAGUUGAUGGAGAAAGAAACAGGGUUGCAGAGCGCUCUCCUCCGGAAUGUAGAGUUGGAGGAGAAGAUACGGCUGAUGAGCGCGGAGAACCAGCUCUGGUUCAACAUGGCUAAGAACAACGAAGCCAUCGUUAGCAAUCUGAGGACAACUCUCGAGCAAGCGCUGCACGAGCGCGUGGCCAACCGAGAAACGAACGUCAUGUCCUGCGAUUUAGGGGCUGAAGACGCUCAGUCGUGCUGCUACGAAGCUGACAACGCCGCCGCCGCCGCCGCUCCGGCGGUGGAAUCCCGGAGGGCCAAGGCAUGCAAAGUCUGCUGCGAGAAGGACGUCUGCAUGCUUCUUCUUCCUUGCCGGCAUCUCUGUCUCUGCAAGGUGUGCGAGUCCGUCGCCGUCGCCUGUCCCGUCUGCGGCGCCAUAAAGAACAGCCGCCUACAAGUCUUCAUGUGCUGAUGAACCGCCGGCAAUUGUCCGCGCGGUUUUUUUGUUUUUUUUUCGUUUUCCCGGCGGUUCGCCAGUCGGUUCGGCUGUGUAAUUUGUUCAUAUCGUUCCUUCUUUUUAGCAAUUUUUUCUUUUUUCUUUUUGUCGAAAGCUUAUAGCGUUUGUCGUGUUGUAUCUAUCCAUAGCCCGUUUGUUAGCUUGGGAAUUCAACCUUACUGUUCACUUA